AUGUCAACUCAACACGAGGUUGACAACCCACCUACCGAGCUAAUAACAGCACUGUCAUUCUCCUCAGAUGGAACAAGAAUCGCGGUAGCAUCUUGGAAUCGAGACAUCUCAAUAUACGACAACACCACGAACCAUGAUACCUUCACGUUUUCAGGCCGACGAAUACGGUUCCGCGCGCCCGUCCUCGAUAUCUGUUGGGGGGAAGACAAUGACACACUGUAUGCCGUAGGCACAGACUUCGAUGUGCGAAGGGUGAAGCUCAGUGAGGGCGCCGGCGAGGACCAAGCUAUACAGCAAGUGCUGUCGACACACACCAAACCAAGCAACAAGAUUGCGUAUAGCUCGGAGCAUGGUGUACUGAUCAGUAUCAGCUGGGAUGGAACCAUGCAUGUGCAUACCGUGUCUGACGGAGUCUCCAUCCGCGUGAGACUCGCUGCCAAACCAUUUGCCAUUAGCUUGUCUGCUGAUAAAGCCGUGGUGGCCAUGGCUGAGCGAAAAGUAUCUGUCUACGACCUACAGGCACUGAAGUCGCUGACUGAGCAAGCUGGAACCGUGGCCAACGGUAAGGUACCCAGCCUGCAUGACAACGUGCUGGAAGUCGCGCCUUGGCAGCAAAGAGAAAGCAGUCUAAGGUACAUGACUAGAGAUGUCGCGUGUAUGCCGAACGGGCUCGGCUUUGCGACGAGCAGUAUCGAGGGGAGAGUGGCUGUCGAGUGGUUUGACCCCGAAGCGCAAAGUAAGACUUAUGCUUUCAAGUGCCAUCGUCAGACUACAACAUUACCUGCGGACGAGAAUGGCGAGGAGCAGCAAGUCGAUAUGGUCUACCCGGUCAAUGCACUGGCAUUUCAUCCGGUCCACGGUACCUUUGCAACUGGUGGUGGCGAUGGUGUGGUAUACAUCUGGGAUGCGAGCACCAAAAGGAGAGUCAGGCAUUAUCCUAACAUGGGCGCGAGUGUGGCUGCGGUAGACUUCAGCCCCGAUGGCGAGUUCAUGGCCGUGGGUAUCUGUCCCGGAGUGGAGGAUGGGAAGGAUCUGAAUGAGGUAGUGAACCAUCCCGAAAGCAUCAAGGUCAUCAUCAGGAAGCUGUCACCCACCGAAGCCAAAGGGAAGCCGGCGAAGUGA
Recurvomyces mirabilis is the source of this 1122-nucleotide messenger RNA. It is a transcript of the gene BUB3, whose product is annotated as mitotic spindle checkpoint protein Bub3. Gene Ontology annotation, biological process: mitotic spindle assembly checkpoint signaling. The record is from RefSeq and is a predicted model, not a curated record. The transcript has a single exon. Gene Ontology annotation, cellular component: kinetochore; nucleoplasm; bub1-bub3 complex. The coding region runs from base 1 to 1122 and encodes 373 amino acids. Lineage: Eukaryota; Fungi; Ascomycota; Dothideomycetes; Mycosphaerellales; Teratosphaeriaceae. Gene Ontology annotation, molecular function: ubiquitin binding.